CGCGACGCGUGUAAUCCGCCACACCUACCUCAGCCACCGUCCACUCCCUCCAGCUUCUUGCUCCGUUCCUUGAUCCCUAUCAGCCAUGGAUGUCGAUAUCAUUGAUAAUGAUUCUCAAGAGCCACCAUCUUACCUCACCAAAUCAGCUGGGAAACGGCCUCUGAAGGUUGUGGUGGACGAGUCGCACCCGCUUGAGCUCGAGGCGUAUCUCAGCAGCUACUCAGGACGCGCACAUGUCGACCGGGUGCUGCACAUCAUGUCUGUGUGUCCAACCCUCGCGCCACAGGCUCUCCAGCUCGCGAUCACGGAGGCCUUGAGCGGGCGGGACCCCAACAUGUACCGGUCCAUCUUCCUGGGAUACGAGCGUGCGCACUCUGAAGCCCCAGAGGAGAUCCCGGAGCUGUCUGCGCUCGCGACGCCCGAUCAGCAAUGGCUGGAAGAGACCUCCGCGAAGAAUCAGGCGGAGCGGACGAAGCUGGAGGUCGAACUCAAGACGUACACGAGCAAUAUGAUCAAAGAGAGCAUACGGAUGGCACAUCGGGAUCUAGGAGACUUCUACCGGUCUACUGGCGAGCAGAACGCAGCUCUCAAACACUACACCAAGUCCCGCGAAUUCUGCACUACAAGCCAGCAUGUGCUCGAUAUGUGCAUGUCCGUCAUUGAGCUUCUCAUGGAGCAGCGCAACUAUUCCCACAUUGCAACGUACGUCUUCAAGGCGGAGGCUGCGCUGGACUCGGCAAGCGUUGCGCGCGCAAACACUGGACCGGAAGCACCUGCAGGUUCCGCACAGGCAAGCAAGGAGAAGCGGAACGCAGAGCGCGAGAAGGUACAGACGAAGCUGGACGUGGCCGCGGCGCUAUCGCAUCUGGGCCAGAGCAACUACGAGAAGGCGGCGCAGACCUUCCUUAAGGCGGGUCCAGUGAAGGGUCUCGAGGAGUGGGCCGGCAAGAUCAUCGCGCCUGGAGACAUCGCCGUCUAUGCUACUCUGUGCGCUCUUGCGACCUUCACGCGCCCGGCCAUUCGCACGCAGAUCCUCGACAACGACAAUUUCGGCAUGUAUAUCGAGCAGGAGCCGUACGUCCGGGAACUCGUCGAAUCCUACAUGAACAACCGGUUCAAGAGCGUGUUGGAUAUCCUUGAUCGGUAUUCGACGCGCCACUACAUCGACAUUCACCUCUCCUCGCACGUCUUGAACUUGACGAACCUCAUCCGCAGCAAAGCACUCGUGCUCUACUUCCAGCCGUUCUCGUCGAUCAGGCUCGAGCGCAUGGGCCAGGCGUUUGGCUGGACCAUCGACGAGAUUGAGCAGCAGGUCGUCACGCUUAUCCAGGCCGGUGAGAUCAAGGCGCGCGUCGACAGGCAGAACAAGAUCCUGAAAGCGAAGGAGACCGACCAGCGGGCGGCACUCUUCGCGAAGGCGAUCAAGUCCGGACAGGACAUGCAGGCCGUGAACCGCAAGCUGCUUCUACGCAUGCGACUGCAACAAGCCGACCUCGUCGUGAAGCCGCCAAAGGGGCAGCAGCAGGGGCUGGGGCAGCAGCAAGGGCACAACUACGGCGGUGGCGGCGGCAGCGGCUUCCCGUCGGAGCUCUUGGUCGGCGAAUACUAACUGUUGAACAUCAAGCGAAGGAGGCCACAUCGGCGACCGCGGUCGUGUCCGUGUCGACGGAUCGGUGCUUGCGAAGUGUCCUGUGUAGAGUAUAGCGACGGGAGGGGUGUCCUUGUUCGACCAUGUGUACCAUUAGCGCUCUGAAUCAUGCAUAGGUGUCCU
Messenger RNA from Trametes versicolor FP-101664 SS1, 1771 nucleotides. RefSeq names its product G protein pathway suppressor 1. Gene Ontology annotation, cellular component: COP9 signalosome. The transcript has 8 exons. The record is from RefSeq and is a predicted model, not a curated record. The coding region runs from base 86 to 1609 and encodes 507 amino acids. NCBI's taxonomy places the organism in Eukaryota, Fungi, Basidiomycota, Agaricomycetes, Polyporales, Polyporaceae.